This is a messenger RNA of Verruconis gallopava, 2339 nucleotides long. RefSeq lists its product as hypothetical. The coding region runs from base 504 to 1982 and encodes 492 amino acids. NCBI's taxonomy places the organism in Eukaryota, Fungi, Ascomycota, Dothideomycetes, Venturiales, Sympoventuriaceae. The record is from RefSeq and is a predicted model, not a curated record. The transcript is spliced from 4 exons.
CCGAGCAGUGCGCUCCGUCGACAGCAGGAUAGCCUCUGAGACCGGUCCAGCGCCGGGUCGUCGUCUGAUGACGAAGGGUGUGUGAUUCAGUAGGGACGAAAGACCUUCGUUCAAUGGCUUUUUCAUAACCCACCCAUGCUUUCUCCAACCUCACCAAGUGGCGAAGGCCAGCCGGACUCAGCCGAAUCUAGCAGAGGUAAUGCACAGAGCGCUGUCGCAGGACACUUCAUUACAUCGGCUUUAGCGCAGGUAAGAUAGACACAGACCGCUUCAUCAUGUCCCCUCACGCCGGAAAUAAGAGCAUAUAGCAGAACUGAAUAACGUCUUUCUGCGACGUGCUCUGGCGUAUAAUCCAGUGGUGCGGUCUGUUUCUGCUGAUCAAAUACUAUCUCGACACGGCAGCCCGCUGCAUGCCCCUUUUAUAGUCGGCAUCUUUCCCGUACAAGUUUUGGUCAGCAGAUGCAGCAUCAAACCUCCUUUGUUUGUUUUCACCUUCUUCAUCGAUGAGUAGAGCAAUCGCCAAAUCUGCACAGGCUGAAAAACCCGCCUUCGUCUUCAUAGAUGAGUCGGCGAAGUCCACGAAAGAUAAACGACGGCAAAUCCGAUCGCAAGCCAAGCGUUUUGCCAUCGCCGAGAGGAGCAAGCGUCCGAGGGAGAUUCGCUUCGUCAACAUCAAGGGCUCAAAAGAGGAUCAACACCGUACCGAGCAAGGUGGCAGCAACCCGGCUGAGCCUGAUAAAACGAACGGCAAGAAUUCAUCGGCUACGCCGAGGAGAAGCGUUAUAAUUCCAGAUCUUCCCAAGCGCGAUUAUGAAGCCGCUCGCAUCGAGCAUGGCUUCGACGUCUUUCUCCUUUCCGGUCUUGCGUCCGUUCAUAUCGGCAAAGGUGCUUCACUUCAUCUGUACGAGGCCAAAUUAGGCGACUGGUUGAAAGGAUUCAGAGAGCCGUCAUACCUUGAUUUUGUUCCUGCUUAUUAUGGAUCUAGCGAGCUUGUACGGAGCACGGUAAAUUGCACCAUGGCUCAAUACAAACGCGAAAUGUGUCCGUCGUCGGGCGUCUCCGAGGCGACGGUUUUUAAACUCUAUGGCAUAGCUUUAAAGGACCUCCAGAUGGCUCUCAAUGACGUCGAGAGGAGAUUGCAGCCGGAUAUACUCCUGGCCACGGCCGUGCUGCAACUUUUUGAGCUCCUCCAGAAUGAAACGUCAGGCCGCUGGUCAUAUCACACUCUUGGUCUGAUGCACCUUCUUCAAAUGCGUGACCCCGCGACGUAUUCCGAGCUUGAAAUGAGCCUUCUCGCAAGCCAGUUCGGUCCAUUAGUCAAUGAAUGCUUCCUUCGCCAGAUCGAUUGCUUUCUCGAAGAUCCAAAAUGGGAGGGAAUAAUCUUGUUGCUGCAACGACAAAAUAGGUUCGUCACCUCCAUGCUCUCUGCGCAGACUAAGCUUCCGCGUUACAUUCGCAUCGCAAAGGAACACAUUAUGGGGAACGGACCAUGUGAUGCCGUCGAAAAACUUCGAGUUUUGGAGGAAAUGCACAGCGUUAAAGAGUUCAGCUACCGGUGGGAGGAGGAACUCCGAGAACAGGCGAAGAGGGACGAUACCAUUCUCAAUCUUCACGAGUUGCCGUGCGCUUUAUGGUCACUUCAGCUCAACCUCAACAGGUUGAUGGUGAGCCUUGAUCCAUGGGCGGAUGACGCCCAGAUACUCGAGCAGGAAACACAAGAGCUUUCUGAGAGAAUCAUGGCAUGGUGGGAUUCGUCCUCUAGGAUUGAUGGUGAGCGUGAAGACAGAUUUUACACGUUCCCAAUUCCCAGUGCGCAAAUUUGCCUGGCGACAAGAUUCGAGUGGCAGUGCGUUGUUGAGGGUAGACCUGGUUACGUCGACAAUCAGCGAGGUGUGGUUCAUCGCAAGAUAUUCGAGAACAUGGUCACGCUGAUCAAGUCCAAGCCUCCUACACGGAAGUAUAAAUAUGUCAAGUCGCCGUAACAGUAUUAUAAUAUUUUCCAUCCAAGUGUCAAGGCCCUCGAAUGAUUUUGCACAAAUCCGUAGACCGAAACGAGAGAAGAAGGAAUCAAUGGACUCAAAAAUACGCUUUUAUCGUGUAUUACACUGGGCCAGUUCAUGGCUGGAAAAAGAGUAAAUGCCCGAGCUCGACUUGCAAAGGCACUGGCCUGACGUGUGAGGACAGAGGUCGUGGCAUAUAUAAGUGAGAGGCUGACGUCACGUCUGACCGAAAUUCGAGCUAGAGAUUUGAGAAACUAGUCCGGAUAGAGACACGAGCUAUUCGAAUGGGGCCAGAGCCAUUUUAGAAGCAUGCGAAUAAUGGGCGGUCUAGGGAGGGGA